This is a messenger RNA of Caenorhabditis briggsae, 1881 nucleotides long. The record is from RefSeq and is a predicted model, not a curated record. The coding region runs from base 1 to 1881 and encodes 626 amino acids. NCBI's taxonomy places the organism in Eukaryota, Metazoa, Nematoda, Chromadorea, Rhabditida, Rhabditidae. Gene Ontology annotation, molecular function: acyltransferase activity, transferring groups other than amino-acyl groups. The transcript is spliced from 11 exons.
AUGGAUGCGGCUGGAAAAAUCGGGUCCGGCAUCGCAAGGGGACAUCUUCUGAGCACUGGAGCAUUUACAGAAUGCAAAGCGAUUGAUUUGUUUUCUACUAGUCUUAAUCGAACGAUUCGCGGGGAUUAUUACAGGAUCCUCUUCGACAUCAAAAUGCGUGGAAACAGCUUCAACGGAUCGUGUCAACUUCCACAAAUCGGAGUGGAUAUUUGUCUACCGUACUCCUGUCGAGAUGAGGAUUUGACAGAUUAUUUUAGAUCAGUGAUUGGAGUUAGCAAAGAGCUCUCACCAGUUUGUAGCGUUCGAAAUGUGAAUGGGCGAGUCCCAAAAACUAGUUUUGGCACUUUUGUAGUACUAGCUCUCAUCUCGUCUAUAAUUUUUACAUGUAUUUUAUCUGGAACCGUUGACUAUUAUCAGCAAAAACGAGGAGGAGGAGCAAAAAAUGAGCAAUUCUGGCAGAAAAUUUUUAUGGCUUUCUCGUUUUAUCGAAAUAUCCAGGAGAUUUUUAAUAUGGAGAAUUGUAAUAAGGAAGGCCAAGUGACAUCUUUGAACUGUAUCCGUACCAUUUCCACGGUCUGGGUUAUCAUGGGACACUGUGCCGCUAUUUUUAUUCUAGUUUGCACCAACCCAAUGGAUCUUCUCGAUUUCACCAAAACCUACAUGGGAACUAUUCUAGUCAACGCCUAUUUUGCCGUCGACACAUUUUUCUUCAUUUCCGCCUUUCUUCUAUCGUUUCUCUGGUUCAAAACGCUCCAAAAACAGCGAAAAAUGGUGUUAUCAGCAGGCGGAUGGGUCAUGUUUUAUGUUCAUCGAAUCGCUAGAUUGAGUCCUGUUUAUUAUAUUACUAUUCUAUUUUUCACAUUUAUUUAUAUCCGGAUGAUGAGAGAUAUGCCACUUUUCAUGUCUCCAGCUGUCGCUGAUGACACCUGUCGACAGAAUUAUUGGCUCAAUUUGUUGUACAUUGAUAAUCUGGUGGACCCUGGAAAGAUAUGCUACGUAAUCUCCUGGUACCUGGCCACAGAUCUUCAAUUGUACAUCAUGAGUCCUCUAAUUCUUUUGAGUUUUGCCAUUGGUGGAACUUUCACCGGAUUACUCAUUUCCAUGAUUGCAUUUUUGCUUUCAACUGGAUUCAAUGCGUAUCAAAUGUUUUUUUGGCAUUUUCCACCAACUGACUUCGGUUUGGGACCCAAGGAUCCGAGGUACGAUCCGGAUGCAAGGAGAUACGACGUCUGGAACUACUAUAAUCCAUUAAUUCGAUGCCAAAUUUAUAUAAUGGGAAUGGUUUUGGGAUAUUUCAUGAGAAAAGUUCCGAAAUUGAAUAUUAAUCCGUGGGUGGAUCGUAUUAUGUGGAUUCUAUCGUUAUCAUCUAUGAUUUUUGUGGUUCUUAUCAUUCAGGAUUACUCAUCAGGACACCUUUGGUCACCUGUUCAAACAGCAUUUGGUUUGAGCCGAGUCAUCUGGGGAUUAUCACUAUCUUGGAUCGUGAUAUCCACAUAUUAUCGAAAAGGACUAAUCAAUGAUUUCAUGAGUUUACCAUUCUGGACACCCCUUGCCCGAUUAUCGUUUUGUGCUUAUUUGGUACAUAUCAUGGUCAGCGGAUACUUUUUCGGUAAAAAUCACUCCGAGUUGUAUUUUUCUACACUUUCCUAUUUUUUCCUGGAUACUGUACUCCCAGUCACAUUCAUCUCAUUCAUCGUCGCAAUCUUCUGGUCCACAAUGUUCGAAAUUCCAUUCGCUAAAAUCGAGGGACUAGUUUUCGGCGGUGUUGGCCGAAGAAAAACAACUCGGCCACCGAAUGAAGAAUCAAUUUCUAUUUCAAAAAUUCCAAUGGAUUUUUCUAAAGAUUUUGUUGAAAAAGAUUUAGAAAAAAUUAGAUUUUAA